Molecule: messenger RNA, 330 nt
Organism: Lactuca virosa
Lineage: Eukaryota; Viridiplantae; Streptophyta; Magnoliopsida; Asterales; Asteraceae
Source: the annotation of a GenBank genome assembly
AUGCAUUUGACCAACAGAGUUGACCAUGAAAAAAGAGAUAUGGAAAUUGAUGAUUUACAGACACCUGAUCAGGUUGUUGAUGAAAUGGAGGUAACAGUUUCAGAUGGAAAACGGGAAAUGUAUGAAAUAUAUUUGGAACAUUUAUCAAAUGAAUCAACUGAAGAAAUGGAGAUUUACUUAAGCAUUAUGAGUGAUGUUGUUGGAGGAUAUGAGAAUGCAAUACAAGUACUAGUGGGUAAUAAGCAUGAUAUGAAUAAUUGCUUUUUGGUCAACCUUACAAGAAGUUAUAACGAGGAAGAAGGAAGACAGAUGAGAAGUUUCUGGAAAUGA